GUUGAUGCGGUCGGUCAGUGUGAAGAAUCAGCAUGAAGACCGCGCUGCUUUUCCUCUUGUCUCUACCGCGUCUCACCUCCACCCACAGUCGAGCCUUGGUGAGAGUCGCUCCCGACAGGACUCAGUUCUUCGAGUACGAGAAUAUCACAGUGACCUGCGAACACCUGGACUCUGAAGAAUGGACCGUGUGGCGAUACGCUUGGUCCAGUUUGCAGUUGUCGGCGUGCGGCUCGGUCUGGGGAACGCAGACGUUGUCCACCUGCUUCAUAAACACAGUAAAGCCGUCGUCCAGCGGCGUUUACUGGUGUGAGUCUAAUUACAGAGAGAGCAGCAGGGCCAUCAACAUCACGGUCACCGAUAGACCAUUGAUCCUGAAGAGCCCCAUCCUUCCUGUGAUGCAGGGAAGUGAUGUCACGCUGCACUGUCAGACAAAGGACCCGCGCACCGCCCACCUGGUGACAUUCUUUAAAGACGAUCACACCAUCUCGAAAAGGUCAAAAAGUCACAUGACCAUCCACAACGUCUCUAAGUCUGACGAGGGCGCCUACAGGUGUAGGUUCAACGACGAGAACAAGUCUCUGACCAGCUGGCUGCUCAUCAAAGCUGACGACUCGGAUGAUUCGCUGUCGCUCACCACGACUCCGGAGUCGACUCAGUUGAGCGAGUAUGAGAAUCUGUGUCUGACCUGCGGCAACGGCAACGACGACAACAGCAGCGGCGGCUUCCACAUCAAGAGGUUCAGGUUGGACACCAGGACGGUGUCCAGCUGCGGAGUCCACUGGGGAAUAGUCAACUCCUCUGGCUGCAAGGUGGCGACACUCAAGCCGGCCGACAGCGGCAUCUACUGGUGCGAGUCACUCUCAUUGCAACGGAGCAGCUCUGUCAAUCUCACCAUUUACGCAGGGAUAGAGAAAACCGUGCUCCUGCAAAGUCCCAUCCACCCACCGGCGGAGGGGGACAACGUGACUCUGCGCUGUAAAACAUCGGCCCCACCCUUCAACCAGUCAGCAGAUUUCUAUAAAGAUGGCUACCACAUCCAGACCACGCUCACUGGUCACAUGACCCUCUAUCACAUCUCCAAGUCCGAUGAGGGCGUCUACAUGUGUACCGUCAACGGGGCCAAGUCUCCGACCACUUUGCUGCUUGUCAAAGGUGAUUCUGUGUCGUCAGGAGCUGCUCAGUCAAUGUUCACGAUGAUUCGCUGUGUCGUGGUUUCUCUGCCGUACUUAAUCUCCACACUAUUCAUGGUGUUCAGAUAUCGCGACAUCAGACAGACGCCAUACCCACGACACGCAGAAAAAUCCCUGUCCGUUUCCAUGACAACAGCUCCAAACGCUGAGUAUGACGAGAGAUUGGACGAAGAUUACGAACCAACCGUCGCUAAUGUCACCACUGAGCAUCGCUUCUAAGAUUAACGUCGCUGCUGUUUCGCCAUGUUGUUUUUGUUGUUUGUUUUUUUGUAAAAAAUUCAGUUUAAAGUUUUACUCGUGUUCCUGUUUUUAUUCUGUU
Solea solea (common sole) is the source of this 1509-nucleotide messenger RNA. Its product is annotated as Fc receptor-like protein 5. Lineage: Eukaryota; Metazoa; Chordata; Actinopteri; Pleuronectiformes; Soleidae. The transcript has 9 exons. The record is from RefSeq and is a predicted model, not a curated record. Gene Ontology annotation, biological process: cell surface receptor signaling pathway. Bases 33 to 1409 code for a protein of 458 amino acids. Gene Ontology annotation, molecular function: transmembrane signaling receptor activity.